UUUCGAAUAGAGGGCGCUUGAAGGUUGUAUCACGUGACUGAAUUUCAAGAUGGCAGCGACCAGGAGGUUGCAAAAGGAGCUGACAGACUUGCGCAAAGCAGGACUGUCAUGUUUUAGAGAUAUCAUUGUUGACGAGAAAAAUAUGUUACAAUGGCAAGGACUAAUCGUACCGGAAAGUGUUCCAUACGACAAAGGUGCAUUCCGUAUUACGAUUGAUUUUCCUGCAGAGUAUCCUUUCAAACCUCCCAAAGUGACGUUUAAGACCAAAAUCUACCAUCCAAAUAUAGAUGAAAAGGGGCAGGUAUGCCUUCCUAUAAUAAGUGCAGAAAACUGGAAACCUGCCACAAAGACAGAUCAAGUUAUUCAAGCCCUAGUGGCAUUAGUAAAUACCCCUGAACCAGAACAUCCUCUUAGAGCUGAUGUAGCAGAAGAAUACACAAAAGACAAAAAGAAAUUUUUAAAAAAUGCAGAAGAAUUUACAAGAAAGAACAGCGAGAAGAGACCUGUAGAUAAAUAGUGGACAGAUAUGUACCUGUGAUUUGCUAUCUAAGGAUUAUUUAACGUGGGGAGUUGUACUGUGUACUGAACUUUAAUUUAAUUCACAGAUAUGAUUAAAAAAGAUGUUGGUCUGAUCAUAAAAGAUGCUGGUCAAGCUUUGACCAACUUGCUUUUAGUGAGAUUUAUCAAUACUUAUGUUUUGUACUAGGGCCCAGCAGCAUUUUCCUAAGUGGGUGCUAGACAGAUGCAAUAUAUAUUAAUCAAGUAUUUAUAGAAGUGGUAGUGUUUUGAAAAAAUGAUUUAUAAUUGGAAAAUACACUAGAUUGAGAUCUUUCUUUUUCUCUUAUUUUAAAUUAAAUUGCAUCAGUAGGUGUAAGUGGAAGGGGAGUCUAUAGAAUUGUGAGGAGGACUCGGGGUACAUAUUUAUGUGCCAUAUAAAGAUGGAAAAAAGAUGUUGAUGCAGGUACAGCUGAUGCUUAAUAAGGAUAAAACAAUGGAAACUAUCGAAACUAAUUUGCCCUCUAUUUUAUGAUUUUAAAAUAUUUCAUAAUUUUGUUCACAUGCAGAACAUUUUGAGAGACGGAUUAUUUUCAGCUUACCGCACUGACUUAAUAAGUUAUACAGUUGUCACCCGUAACCAGUAUGUUCAGCAAAUUUAGAGAAUGUCAUUGAAAAAUCCAUUAUCAAAAGAAAAUAUUAAGUAACUAAGACUGAGGUUUUUAGGAACACGUACAGUGGCAUGAAGGUUUAUAAUGUAGUCUAAUGUAAGAUGUGCUAAUGUAUUUGCCAAUUAAUAUGUUCUGAGAUUGUAAAACAGUAACUUGAGUGGUAUUCAUUCUAAUUAAUGAACCAUGGGAAUGGUGAUGGUAUCUCUGACUGAGAAACAAGUUUUGUUGAAAAGAAUUAAAACUGUUGAUGUUUGGAUGUAAGCACAAGCACAGAAAUGCACAUAGAAACUUGUAUACACGUACAUGUAAGUCUUUUACCACAUUCAACUCGAGUACCCCCACAUGAUGGGCCAUAUCUGUUAUGUUCAUGAUAUUAAGCUUAGCACACUACUUAUGAAUUGAUCUGCCUACUAUUUUUAUGUGUUAGAAAGCUAGUAGGGAGUAGCACUAUGUAAGUAGUAUGGCAAAUACAUUUUAUAUUCAUGUUGUUUUUUAAUGUUUGAAAAUUUGCAGAUUCAAGAUGUCUAUGCACAACCUCUUGUUGAAAUAUUUGCAGUUAUAAGACUAGUCUAGGCAUGAUAAGCAAGCUACCAGAGCAGUUUACUCUCAUUAUUUUCAUUUGUGUUGUGCAAUCAUUGUUAUAUACUUAUUUGUUCACUUAAAACAAGGUACUGAAGAAAAAAAAAUAUUUCACUUUCUCCCCCCCCCUUCCUGCCCAUAGUCAGUGUAAUACUUGCAUUAACAAAGUGAUAAAUGUGCGAGGGGUUUACAUGUGAUGCCCAAAACUAGUUAUCUUUUACAUCAACACCAUGGCCAAUGUUGUUUAUAACAGAGAUUCUCUGGUUUGCAUUGGGGCAUCAAACAUACAUAUUUAAAUUUUAUUUCAAAAUCGGUUCUCUUGAAACAUUUUGACAAUUAAGAUGAAAUUCGUUUAGAGAGGCCCUUAGUAUAAUGUAGCAUUCAAAGCUUUGUUAUUUGGUUUGAUAUGUAAAUGCAUGGUGUAGUAGUCUUUUCUUGUUUGAGUGAAUAAAAUUUAAGUUCUGCAAUGUUAA
This is a messenger RNA of Lingula anatina, 2218 nucleotides long. RefSeq names its product ubiquitin-conjugating enzyme E2 L3. Lineage: Eukaryota; Metazoa; Brachiopoda; Lingulata; Lingulida; Lingulidae. The record is from RefSeq and is a predicted model, not a curated record.